AUGUAUCACCUACGGCUGUCUGUGCUUCUCCUUGUGCUGCUUGUGUUGCUGCGCUGUGUCACCACUGCUCCAAGUCACAGGUAAGUCUAUGUCUACGUAUUUACCUGAGAGGAUACUGCUAUCAUGUUAAGAUGAUGUACCCAAAUCAGUCUCUUUAACCAAACUGAUGCAGUCAUCAUAUCGGGUGCCUUCUAUCUUGAGAGGCAGGAAACCAGUUUAACUCGAGGUCAGUGGACAAGCAGCUGAAUAGCAUAGAGAUUGUGUGAUGAGAGGAGCUGUAAUGUCCAUGUGAGGAGCAGCAGGGCUCUGAUAACUCCUGAGGUGGAAGCCAAUUGCGCCUAUCUGUGGAAAAAAGUGCUUCACCGUGCAGCUCAUUGGGGGUUGAGUGGCCACUUUUUCUCCUUGCUCUUGGAAGCAGUAGAUUUUGAAGAAGGUAUCAUUAACUAGUGUUCAGCCCUUUCCCCUGUGAUCUCCUCUGUGAUUCAGGUACUUCAGCUCCAGCUCAUCCAGCGAGCAGGAGAGGGCUUUUCCAGACAGCGACGGCUGGCUACCGGCGGGGCUCAUUUCCAACCCGUUCCUUGACCUCAUGGGGUCACGGCUGCGAAGAGGGCUGGCAGCCAUGAACGGGUAACUGGAUUUACAUAAAUCCUCAUCAUAUCGUAAACAAAUCCAUCUAUCUGAUGUCGGUGCAUCCCUCAGUUUCUGUGCUUUCUCUUCUCUGCCAGUCACCACCUAGAGAAGAGGAAGUGCAACACAGCCACCUGCGUCACUCAGAGGUUAGCAGACUUCCUAGUCCGCUCCAGCAACACUAUUGGCACCGUCUAUGCACCAACCAACGUAGGAUCUGGCACCUACGGCAAGAGGGACCUGCUGCAGCCUCCCAAAUACAUGUCUCUCUAG
Xyrichtys novacula (pearly razorfish) is the source of this 900-nucleotide messenger RNA. The record is from the annotation of a GenBank genome assembly. Lineage: Eukaryota; Metazoa; Chordata; Actinopteri; Labriformes; Labridae.